AUGCGCAGCAGCAGCAGCUGGCGGCCGACGCACGCUGCUCAGCAGCGCUGCUCAGUAUCGCCCGUCUCCCGGUCACAGAAGCCGCGGUCGGGGGCGGACGGGGAAGGCGGCGGCGAGCGCGCGCUGGCGGGCCACGUGCUGUACCUGCGGGCGGCCGGGCUGUGGCCGCGCGGCCGGGGGCCCGCCUACGCGCUGUACGCGGCGCUCGUGCAGCUCAGCGCCGUCGCGUACGUCGCCGUCGGCGUCGCCAGCGUGCGCAGCGCCCGGGGCGACGUGGACGCCAUAUCGCACACGCUCAUGCACACGCUCGAGGUGGUCUCCGGGCUGCUGAAGGCGGGGCUGUUCUUCCGCAAGAGGCGCUCGUUCUACCGGCUGGUGCGGGACCUGGACGGGAUGGCCUCCGGCGACUGGGACGUCCCGGAGCUGCGGUGGGCGCGGCGGCGCGCGCGCCGCAUGACGGCGUGGCUGAGCGCCUACAUCUACGCGCUCAUCCUGCUGUGGCUGCCGGCGCCGCUGCUGGCCGGCGGCGGCCAGUGGCAGCUGCCCGUGGUGCAGCUGCACGGCGCCGACUGGGCGCGCCGACCCGCCGCCUACGGCGCGCUCUACGCGCUGCAGUGCGCCGUGCUGCUCUCGCAGGUACCCGUCGUCAUCGGCCUCGACUGCUUCUUCGUGGCGGCCAUGCUGCACGCCGGCGCCCUGCUGCAGCUGCUGGGCCGCCGCGUCUCCGGCCUGCGGCUCUCCGGCGGCCACGACGGCGACGGCGGUGGCGACGAGGAUCUGGCUGGAGACGAGCUCCUCAAGAGGCAGCGAGUGCUGUACGCAGAGCUGCGCGCCUGCAUCAGGAGCCACCAGAAAAUCACGAAGUUCCUGCGCGACCUGGAGGCUGCGGUCAGCGCCAUGCUGCUGGUCCAGCUGUCAGUCAUCAUGGUCGGGCUCUGCAUGACUCUCUACCAGCAGACACAGCAAGGCGAGGCGCUGUCCGUGGCGGCGUACAGCAGCCGCUGGGUGGGCGCCGGCGCCGCCUUCCAGAGGGCGCUGUCGGUGGUGAUGGCGCGCGCGCACCAGCCGCUGCUCGUCACGGCCGGCCGGCUCUACCCCGUCAACACGGCCGCCUUCGUCGCGCUGAUGAAGGCCUCCUACUCGUACUACACGCUGCUGAGGCAGCUGGACAGCGACUGA
Messenger RNA from Schistocerca gregaria, 1179 nucleotides. Its product is annotated as odorant receptor Or2-like. Gene Ontology annotation, biological process: detection of chemical stimulus involved in sensory perception of smell; sensory perception of smell. NCBI's taxonomy places the organism in Eukaryota, Metazoa, Arthropoda, Insecta, Orthoptera, Acrididae. The coding region runs from base 1 to 1179 and encodes 392 amino acids. Gene Ontology annotation, molecular function: odorant binding; olfactory receptor activity. The transcript has 5 exons. Gene Ontology annotation, cellular component: plasma membrane. The record is from RefSeq and is a predicted model, not a curated record.